Molecule: messenger RNA, 1275 nt
Organism: Rotaria sordida
Lineage: Eukaryota; Metazoa; Rotifera; Eurotatoria; Philodinida; Philodinidae
Source: the annotation of a GenBank genome assembly
AUGUCUAAAAAUGAUGAACACAUGAAAAAAUUAGAAUCAGAAGAAGAUGAUCAUGAUCAUAAUCAUCAAAAACAGCAGAACGAAAAGAAACAAUCUUCAUCAGCUAUUAAUGAACUUGUUGUUCAUUUCAAUAUUUCUCCAAAUAUUAGUCAAAUAAAUCAAUCUUAUUCAUCUAUAGAUUAUUGUCCUAUGAUGUCUGAUGGUGUAUUGGGAAAUGUUAAUAAUGAAAAAUUAUCUACAAGUCAUAAAUCAUUAUUUGAUUGUUAUUUAAAUCCAUCAGAAAAUAUUGAAACAAAAAGUGAUACAAGUCAUAUGCAAACAACAAAAUUAGCUAAAAAAAUGAAUUUACUUGGUGUUGAUGUAAGUGGUGCAUGUGCAACAUUUUCACGUCUUUGUUAUUUUGGUUCUCCAUGGUAUUCAGUUAUUGUUCAAUGGUAUCGUCAACAAAGAUCAGAUCAUUAUCGUUAUCCAUCAUCUGAUGAUGAUAUACAAGUUGUAUAUGAAUCAAAAAAUUAUAUUGUUGUUAAUAAAGAUGAUCUUGUUCCAAUUGAUGCAUUUGAUGCUCCAUCACAAGUUAAUGUAACACAACAGGUUAAAAAAUGGUUUGAAAAACGUGAAACUGAAAAAUUUUUAAAACAAGAACCAUCACCUACUGAACAACAAAUUGAACAAUGGCGUAAAAUUUUAGCACAAAAAAUUGAAGAUAUUCGUUAUUGUCAUCGACUUGAUUUAGGUACAAGUGGAUGUAUGUGUUUUGCUCGUUCAACAAUCUCAAGUUUUCUUGCUUAUAAAGCAUUUAUUGAUAAACGUGUUUUAAAAUAUUAUUUAGCUCUUGUUCAUGGUCAUCUACAUACACCUUAUCCAAUAUUUGUUGAUGUACCAAUUGGUGAGAAUGCUUCAUCUUAUGGACGUAUUAUGUGUACAAAUGAUCAUCCAUAUUGUACAUAUCCAAAAACUGCACAAUCUCAUGUUGAUGUUUUAGAACAUGGUGAAUAUGAUGGAAAACCAGCAUCGAAAGUACUUGUCAGAAUUUUAACUGGCAAACGACAUCAAAUACGUUUACAUAUGAAUUAUUUGGGUCAUCCAAUUAUUGGAGAUUAUCUUUAUACAGAACCUAUUGAUUAUAAACCACAUAGAAUAAUGUUACAUGCAAGAUCUUUAACUAUUCAUACUGAUCAAGAAUUAAUUGAUGCUUUAGCAAAAGAUACUUUUCUUGCACAAUUUGAUCCAAAAUGGAAGAAAACUAAAACAAUAUUUCCUGUUAAUCGUUGGUAG